Molecule: messenger RNA, 5599 nt
Organism: Scomber scombrus (Atlantic mackerel)
Lineage: Eukaryota; Metazoa; Chordata; Actinopteri; Scombriformes; Scombridae
Gene: rnf150b
Product: ring finger protein 150b
Exons: 6
Coding region: 675-2030 (451 amino acids)
Source: RefSeq, a predicted model, not a curated record
UUACAUAUUUUAUUCUUCAAAACAAAACAACCACUGUAGCACAUCACAUGUUUUGUGCGUGAAAACAUCUGAAUUAACAUAAAUACUAAAUAGUGUGUGUUGACACUAUGAAACUGGGAGUAGCUGCAGUUGUAAUCCUGCAUUUUUUAUGAUUUUCACCCGGAAUAAAACCGCUUUUAUUUUACAAGAGCUCACCGGAAGUGCUGUGUGCCAUUAGUUUGGAGCUUCACAUUCAGGCCCAGUCAAAACAAUGCAGCUUAUCCGGCCUGCUGCGUCUCUCGUGCGGAUAAUAUUCACCAAAUUACUAACGAGGAACCCUGCGGAACAGCUCGUGCACAGCCGGUGUUGUGUCUAGGUGAAGUUUAGUCGCCUCUUUGUCACGGUUAGUUUAAUAUUUAGCUGUGUGCGUUGCAGCUUUUCUUCUUUUCCCCCGUGUGGGUGUUUGUGUGUUUUGUUCUGAAAUGGAGACAAGCUGAGGGGAGCGGCUGAAAACAUUACAAAAAUAACCACAAAAAAAGAAGAAAAAUUAGAGGUGCAAGGAAACGUGUCGAGAUUAAAAAUAUAAUCCUAUUUAUUAAUCUCCUGGUUGGCCGGCUGGUUAUCAUGGUGGAGUAGGCGGCUCUCCUGCGAGCGACCGACCGACGGAAGGGUCUCUCUCAGCGGGGAGCCUCAUCAUGGCCCCGGGCUCUCUGGUGGCGGCCUGCCGCAGCUUGGCCCUCUCUACGUGGCUGCUCUCCUUCUGCUUCGUCCACCUGCUGUGCCUGGACUUCACCGUGGCCGAGCGGGAGGAGUGGUACACCGCCUUCGUCAACAUCACCUACGUGGACCCGGCCACCUCGGAGCUGCGCACCGAGAAGACGGAGUGCGGCCGCUACGGAGAGCACUCGCCUAAACGGGAUGCGAAGGGAGUGGUGGUCUUGCCUGCAGCCCUGCACGACCGACAGGCCUGCGACCCCAACACCCGGUUCUCGGUGCCCGCUCAGGCCGGGUCAGGGGCCUGGAUAGCGCUCAUAGCCCGGGGCAACUGUACCUACAAGGACAAGAUCCGCCACGCUGCAGCACACAACGCAUCGGCCGUGGUCAUCUUCAACGUGGGGUCUGCUAAUGUCAACGACACCAUCACCAUGCCUCACUCAGGUACAGGUGAGGUGGUCGCCAUCAUGAUCCCGGAGCCAAAAGGCCGUGAGGUCGCAUUGCUGCUGGAGCGCAAUGUGACGGUCACCAUGACGAUCACCAUCGGGACUCGGAACCUGCAGAAGUACGUGAGCCGGACGUCGGUGGUGUUUGUGUCCAUCUCCUUCAUCGUGCUAAUGAUCAUCUCCCUCGCCUGGCUCGUCUUCUACUACAUCCAGAGGUUCAGAUACGCCAACGCACGGGACAGGAACCAGCGUCGUCUUGGCGACGCAGCGAAGAAAGCCAUCAGUAAGCUGCAGGUUCGCACCAUCAGGAAGGGCGACCAGGAGACCGAGGCCGACUUUGACAACUGUGCCGUCUGCAUUGAAGGCUACAGGCCCAAUGACGUGGUCCGCAUACUGCCCUGCAGACAUUUGUUCCAUAAGAGCUGUGUGGAUCCGUGGCUGCUGGACCAUCGCACGUGUCCCAUGUGCAAGAUGAACAUCCUGAAAGCCCUCGGCAUCGCUUUGAACGCAGAUUGCCUGGACGACCUGCCGCUGGACUACGACCUGGCCCUGGGCGGCGUGGGAGGAGUUGGCGUGGGCGGUGUUGGAGGAGUUGGGGCGCUGGCUCUGGAGGCCGUGGUGUCCGGAGCGUCCAGUGACGGCACGCUGAGCGAGGGCGGAUCCUCGGUGGUGCUGGAUCCCGGCGUGCGACGGGUGGGACUGCCACAGGAUUACCAGGACCCCGACACCCUGAGAGACAGCCCAGUGACGGCCACCACGGAUACACACACAGGUGAGCUUCAGCCAAUGGCGAGCAGUGCCUCGGUGGCAUCACUGGUCAUCGCCGUGGAAACAGGUCUGUCAGACGAGGAGGGGUCAACGGAGCAGACUCAGCUGGGGGAAAAAUCCUGAGAGGAGCCAAAAACAGAGCCGAGCCAAACCAGAACCCGGAACCCAAAACUCCCAUCAGGUUCACACUUAAGUGACUAAAACCCAGACUGAGCAAGAGCGGAGCCAGGUUCUGGUUUGGUUCCAGCCAGCACCAGUGUUUGACUGGAUUUUUUUUGUUUUGUUUUGUUUUUUUCGGACCUGUGAUAAAAAACUUUGUUAAACCAAACCGACUUGUCUGAGAUGGACCUACGUUGAAUUAAGGUUUGUAUUGGUUUCGAUACCGUUGAAGAAAAAACCGACUAACCUGGUUCUGCUUCGUGUUUGUCUCGCUGUUACUCUGGCGUGGCGAGGUCGGAUCCAGGAAUUAUCCUGGACCAACACAGCUGUUAUCCAGCCUGCUUACUUUGGUCCGACCCUCAUCUUUACUCUUUCUGUUCUGGCUCCUUGCAGAUGUCUUAAUCAACCCACAUUUGUGCCGUUUCUAGAACUUGACUAUCCACCUCCUUUUUGUUCUUUUAGUCUUUCCCAUCUGUUGUUACUCCUGACAAACUUCCACAGUGACAGAAAUAUAAAUCCUUCAUUCGAAUGUCGUGGAACUUGUCUGGAGAUUUCUCGUCUGAUUUUAAUGGACUUUUAAGGGGCGGAUGGGAUUCAAACCCGAGUCUCAACGACUUCAGAACGAAUCGUAUGUUUAGUCUCGGCUGCCGAAAUGAAGUCAGUCGAUAUUCUGCUUCAUCGGUAAAACUGGACGACUGAGUUAAUGGGUGCAUGAGGACUCGAGACACCAGGUUGUGUUUUUAAAGUAGCAGGAAUCUAAGAUUGACCUGCGUGUUUCCACCUGUUCUACUUCAGUAAGGAGUGAUAUUGUCUCUGGACCAGGUAGUGAGACACAACUACAUGAACUUGAUGGACGUUGUAAGACGGAGGCUCACUUCUUGUUCCUUGUCUGGAUUCUCGAAAGAGUUCAUCUCUGGUUAGUUUGGUUAAUUUAGCCGCUGUUUCUUGACGUGUGCCGUGACUGACUUUCAUAUUGGAAAGGAGAACUUUUAAUCUGAACGGACAUUUCAGCAACUUUUUUUUCUUUUCUUUUUUUUUAGUGUUUUGCUAAAAGGUCGGACAUUGUCCUGGCAGUAUUACAACUACAGUUCGACUGCAGUAUUGAAUAGAAACACACAGUAUUUUUGUUUUUUCUCUCUCUCUAAUUGCCUGUCUGUAUAAUUCAAGGCUUCUUUAUCUUUAUAGUAUAAUGACAGUAUUCGGUUUGAAUGCUCUUUGUGCUUGGCUGUGGUUUUAAACAGGGUUCCCGACUGUGUACGUUCAGAAAACUGGACACACUAACAAAAAUGCUCUUGACAGUUUGCAGCGCGGCACAGAAAAUGAUACAGUAACGAGGGACGGUUGAUAUGGUUCAAAUGUAAAUUCACGAUGACGACGACACUGCAGAUUUUGUGACUGUAAAGCACAGAUGAAAACAACUUAAAAGGUGUAAAAACUAGCAACAAAUCCGAAGUUUUUAAAACCUUUUGAAAAACAGUAGUUAAUGGAUCUUUUUGAGAUAAGGCUCCUGUUCUUCUCUUUAUUUAAUUAAAAGAUCUGUAAGGUCGAAGGGUUAGGAAAGACUUUCUUCACCAGUCUUCCAUCACAUCUUUCUCUCCUGAAUUGUAAACUUAGGUAAGAAUCGUCCAAACUUUGCCAGGUAGGAACCCUGUCUGUAGUGUUGCCUUGUUUUGUUUUAUUGCCCGUCCGUCCGUCUGUCUGUCUGCCUGACCGCACGCUAUCAUGGCCUCAUGCUGCCUUUUUUAAAUAAAAACACAUUGACCUUUAACCCCGUCAUCAGACAAUCAAGGAUCAAAUCUUUUGCUUUACAGUCAGGGAUCUUUCUCUCUGUACUUAAGCAAACCUAAGAAGCGUUUCGAACCCACAGUCUGUACACCACAGUAGAUGUUAGCUACUGGUUUCACUUCUGGAGUUUUAAUCGACGGCACCAAACACAAGCUGUGAAAGACCCAAGUUAGAGUUGUAGAAAAAGCUUUCAUAGCUGUAAACAAGAGAGUCAAACGAAGAAUCCCCUCCCCCGCUUUAGUGACUGUUGUUCACUCCCAUGUGCAUCAGCUCAAAGCCGAAAACAUGUAAAUAUUAAAAAAAAUGUAUAUUUCACAAGUUCACUCCGCCACCGGUGUGCAGACUGCGCAGGGCUGCGGUCAUGUCGUGGUGUCGCCGUGAGCUUCCUGAAAACCGAGAGAGAUAAAAGAGUGUUGUCUAUUUUGUUACCAGAGGAGACGUUUAUUUUUGUAAUGAAGACACCCAGCAGCAAGGACUGACCCCAACUCCAACCCCCCCCACAGCCUGGUGAUUCUCAAUGUGAUUGAGUCUUUAUCAGGUAGAUUUAAGUGUUAACUAUUCGUAUAAUUGUACAUACAUACAUACAGCACGCAAAAGGACCUCGAUGAUAUGAACCUAAACUAUCGUAAAUUUGUCCGUAAUCACUUGGGAUCUGAUUGUUGAUGUAGCCUGAUGAUGAAAAUUGAACUUGAGAGAAUUGAGCUCGAGUGUAGGACGGAGAUCCAAUGAUGUACUUGUUUCUUUUUCCCCCUUUUGUUUUGAUACUGGUGUCUAAAUGGAAAAUAAGACCAGAAUUGUAACAGAUGUAUAAGUUUAACUGUAUCUAGAUAAAAUAAUAUCGGACCUUGUAAGACAUUUCCUGGAUGUGCAGACUCUGUGAAGUUAACCUCCGUGUCGUCCUCCCGGGUCAUAUUGACCCCGUCUGUUUUGACUGUUCCUUCUUUCCUCCCUUCCUUCCUUCCGUCUGUCCUUCCUCCGUCCCUCCUUCCUUCCUUCUGUCCUUCCUUCCUCCCUCCUUUCCUUCCCUCAUUCCUUCCUUCCUUCCUCCCUCCCUCUUUCUCUUUCUGUCCUCCCCCUACCUUCCUUCCUUCUUUCCUCCGUCCUUCCUUUCCUUCCUUCCUCCCUCCAUCCUUUCCUUCCUUCUUCCUCCCUUCCGUCCUUCCUUUCCUUCCUUCCUCCCUCCAUCCUUUCCUUCCUUCUUCCUCCCUUCCUUCCUUCUUUCCUUCCUUCUUCCUCCCUUCCAUCCUUCCUUGCUCUCUCCCUCCCUUCCAUCCUUCUCCCUUCCUCCUGUCCUUUCUUGACCUGAGGACAACAGGAUGGUUAAUGUAUAACUUGUAAUUGGUUUUAAUGACGAAAAGUUACGUUUUGGGGAAUUACAAUUGGCACUAAACUGUAAAAGACAGAAGACGUACUGGUGUUGUGAAGUCCUACCACUGAGUUCGAUUUCUCUCAGACUCAAUAGAACAGAAAUACUUAAAAGUAUUUUUUUUAAGGUUCUGCCUGCUUUGCUUCCUAUAGGCUUCAUCUUUCUUCUCUCCUCACAGUUCAGUAUCAGGGCUGAGGACCAGUUCACUCUCCGUUCAGUUAGUUACGAGUAUAAAAUAAAAACACUAGUUAAUUUAAACACCGGUAAGAUGGUGGAGAGCUUAUUUGCUGUAAUAUAUGAACUUGUUUGCCUUUUUUUGUCUUGGCCAAUUUUAAGUGAAUCUUGUUUUAAUUAAAGUCACUUCUUUGUGUUGUAAGCUUUA